AUGUCUGAAGCGCGCAGCGUACAAGUCCGAUUGCUCGCAUUCCUCUCGUGGACAGUCCGCGAGCUCUUAAUCGACGCCCCUUCCGACUCAAACUCAGGCAGUGAAACUGUCAUCGCGACUGUCCCAAGCCACAUCCUGAUUGGACUCCGAGAUGUGGCUGAAUUGUCGCUCAAUAUCGAGCACGCCCGCCUCGCGCGGCUGGCUUUGGAUAUAUGGGACGAGACAGACGACGAGCUUCUUUCAGCCGAAAUCUGCACCAGCGUAUACGAUCUACUCGACCACAACAUCAAGCAUUCAUCCUGCGGCCCAUUGAUCUCACUCCUACAACAAUUCUAUCCGCAACCCGAUGUCCUAUUAGAAGCCAACAUCUUUCUCUUGCGACUACGAGUCUUGACCUGCCACAGCGAGUUGGGCACAACUCCUAGUCCAUAUCCCGAACCUCUUCAUUUGAAGCAACUUAUCACCACGCUCUAUCACUGCAUGUUUCUCCGCCUGCCUGCCACAUAUGCCGCUCUCGCUCUCGACUGUUUGCAGCAAUAUCACUGCGAGCCGCCGGACUGCGACUCGGAGCUUGGAGACGCAACCCUGCAGGCGUGGUGUCUGUUUUCUGACACCAUAGUCGGCCAAUGGAAGACAUUAGCUCUCUUCUCCACACUUCUGUUUGGAGCAACCUUGACGAUGUUUCAAAUCCCAGCUAUCACUAGCAAUGCGUUGCUCCGUGUCCUGACACAUGCCGCGUUGCUGCCUGUGUUCAUGAGCCUCGUCUAUACGGCAGUUCUGAGCAUCUAUUUCGGGAGCUUCGUAUCGAUGAGACUCUCUACAGCGACCACCUCUACACGGAGAUGGGCUCAGGAAAUGAAACAUGCUUGCACGGUUCGCACGGAAAGUCGCAUGUGGAGCGUGUGGUUUUUAGUGUCUUUGCCUCUGGCAUCGACCUGCUGGGGUGUCCUAUUCUUCAUCACCACGAUGGUAUUCUUCGUCUGGCCGCCGUCCACUGUCAACGACUCUCCGAAGGAACCGAUUGCAGCCCGCCUCUUCCUUUCCGGCAUGGUGCUUGUUGGUAUUGUCCAUCUUAUGCUGAGCGUUGCACACUUACGGAGGGUUGGCCGCGGCCACGGGUCUGAAUCGGUGGCCAUCGGCUUUGUGUAA
Messenger RNA from Mycena indigotica, 1149 nucleotides. RefSeq lists its product as uncharacterized. Lineage: Eukaryota; Fungi; Basidiomycota; Agaricomycetes; Agaricales; Mycenaceae. The transcript has 6 exons. The record is from RefSeq and is a predicted model, not a curated record. The coding region runs from base 1 to 1149 and encodes 382 amino acids.